Stylonychia lemnae is the source of this 1206-nucleotide messenger RNA. The record is from the annotation of a GenBank genome assembly. Lineage: Eukaryota; Ciliophora; Spirotrichea; Sporadotrichida; Oxytrichidae.
AUGAAUCUAGAGUCUCAAUUCUUCUUUUAGUUCAAUUAGCAAAAUGAAUAAUUAUGCAAUCUAGAAAAAUUAAUCAAAGAAUCUUAAGAUUACUUGAAUAGUACAAUCAAUUUGUUAAGUUAUAGUCCUUAUGAUGUAACUAAUGGAGAGUAAUACUUAGCUAUUGGACUUCUAAAUGAAUUGAAAUUGCUAGUGUAAAAGCCUUAGUAAUUAAAUUAGCCAAUUAAGCAUGAAUUAUACAAAGAGAUAGUUAUUAGAAGUUCAAGUCAAUUCGAGAGAUUGAAACUUUGUGAUUGGACUUAAUGGAGGAAGGAUCAAACUAAAACUCAAGUAAUUGGUUUUACUGGAAUAUUGGGAAUAAUAUAUAUUUGUGAUAUUUCCAAGUACAUAAAGAAGUCAAUAAAAGAGUUGAGUGGUCACGGUGGUGAGGUUACUGAUUUAAAAUUCAAUAAAUUAGAUCCAUUUUUGUUGGCGAGCUGUUCAACCGACAAAACUAUUAGACUUUGGGAUUGCUUUUAGAUGCAACAGCUUUGCGUAAUUGGAUAGACUGCUUUCCCAACUAGUGAAUUUUCAUCAAUCGAUUGGCAUUAAACUUCACAUAAGCUUGUAUCAAGUUCUUUUGAUCAAGUUAUAAGAGUGUAUGAUAUGAGCGACCUUAUUAUAAAUAGUUUAGCUCUAAAAACUUCAAGUAGCAGUGGCUCAAUAAUCGAUUUACACAUAGAGAUUAUUUAACCUUUUAUUGGUGAUUUUAAACUUCAAAACUUUCUCUUGAGAACCUACUAGUAUAUUAUAAAAGAAGAUUAAAAUAUAUGUGAGCAAGUAAAAUUUCUCAAUGAUUUGGUAAUUUUAAAGACUUUAAAUUCAAAAAUUCUUAUUCUUAAGCUCUUCGAAACAGUAGCAAGUUCAAAAGAAAACUAAUUCUUGGAUUAUCUAUUGAUUUCUGAAAUAGAUCUGCCAAAAACAUCUGCAUCCAUCUUAGAUAUAAAAUUUGAUUAUAAAGCUAUUGAAAGAGAAGGGAGCGAUGUGAUCUUAGCAAUUGGAGAUGCUGACGGAUAUAUUAACAUAUUCUCUCUUACUUAAAAUGGAUUGAUUAAAAGGCAACUCAUUUGCGAAAAUAAAGCUCUAAAAAGUGUGAGUUUCUCACAAUGUGGAAAAUAUUUGACUUGUUCAAAUGAAGAUAGGAAAAUAUAUUUUUACUUAUUGUGA